Messenger RNA from Phaethon lepturus (White-tailed tropicbird), 402 nucleotides. RefSeq names its product translocase of inner mitochondrial membrane 10 homolog B (yeast) (gene TIMM10B). NCBI's taxonomy places the organism in Eukaryota, Metazoa, Chordata, Aves, Phaethontiformes, Phaethontidae. The record is from RefSeq and is a predicted model, not a curated record. Gene Ontology annotation, cellular component: mitochondrial intermembrane space chaperone complex. The transcript has 3 exons. The annotation marks the transcript as partial.
CUCUUCCAGCUGCGGGACUUCCUGCUGGUCUACAACCGGAUGACCGAGCUCUGCUUCCGGCACUGCGUUUCCAACCUCAACUACCGCCUGCUCACUGGGCGCGAGGAGACGUGCCUCGACAGCUGUGCUGGAAAGCUGGUCCACUCCAACCACCGCCUGAUGAGCGCCUACGUGGCACUGAUGCCCUCCAUCAUGCAGCGCCGCAUCUCCAACUACGAGGCCAGCACAGCCCAGGCGUCCCAGAAUUCGUGGAAUGCGGGUGCUGAGUGUCCACACUGGCGCUCUGCCCGGGAGGUGUCUCGGACCCGGCUCUGCUCCACCCUGGGCCCCGGACCCAUGGGCCUGCUCGCAGACUGCUCUGACUGGAAGCCAGCUGGCACCACCACCUCCCCAAGGGACAGG